This is a messenger RNA of Notothenia coriiceps (black rockcod), 487 nucleotides long. Its product is annotated as C-X-C chemokine receptor type 2-like. The annotation marks the transcript as partial. The record is from RefSeq and is a predicted model, not a curated record. Lineage: Eukaryota; Metazoa; Chordata; Actinopteri; Perciformes; Nototheniidae. Gene Ontology annotation, molecular function: C-C chemokine binding; C-C chemokine receptor activity. Gene Ontology annotation, biological process: cell chemotaxis; G protein-coupled receptor signaling pathway; immune response. The transcript has a single exon. Gene Ontology annotation, cellular component: membrane; external side of plasma membrane.
AUGCUGAAUUUGGCCAUAUCAGACCUGAUCUGCCUGCUACCCCUGCCUCUGUGGAUUUACACUUUUGUGAAAGGCUGGACUCUCGGCCUGGUGGCUUGUAAGCUUCUGGCAUAUUUCAUGUACUGCAGCCUCUAUUCUAGCCUCCUGACAGUGACAGUGCUGAGUGUCCAGCGCUACCUACAGGUGGUGCACCUGCAGAAAAUCUUCGACCGGGUUGGAAAGAGGAGGCUUCUGGUUCUGCUCUGGCUGGUUACCAUGAUCCUGUCUAUCCCUGCUUUAGUGGUUCGACAUGUGAUCAAAGACCAGCAUGGGACAGACUGCCACUUCCAGUACUCUUCCCAGUCCCAGGAGGUGGCUGUGAUGCUGACAGAGACCCUGACUGGAUUUGUUUCAAUUUCUGUCAUGGUAUUUUCAUACAUGGGCCUCCACAGAAAAGUGAACCAAGCAGCUUUCUUCAACAACCCACAGACCACCCGGCUGGUCACAA